Ctenocephalides felis (cat flea) is the source of this 1200-nucleotide messenger RNA. Its product is annotated as 60 kDa SS-A/Ro ribonucleoprotein-like. The transcript is spliced from 5 exons. Gene Ontology annotation, cellular component: ribonucleoprotein complex. Gene Ontology annotation, molecular function: RNA binding. The coding region runs from base 311 to 1060 and encodes 249 amino acids. The record is from RefSeq and is a predicted model, not a curated record. NCBI's taxonomy places the organism in Eukaryota, Metazoa, Arthropoda, Insecta, Siphonaptera, Pulicidae.
CACUCACAGAACUUUUGCUUAUUGAGUUCAUUGUGACAGUAAAACCGAAAAAUUGAAAUAAAUUAAGUCGCCAAUUUAUUGUUUAUAAUGACAAUGUCGAUGAACCUGGAUUCUUAAGCGCAUACAUACAUAUAUGGGUAUCAAAUAACUGCUUCAAGUGCCUUAUUUUUUUAAAUAUAGAUCAUUAACUUAACUCAAUUCAUCGUAAUUAUGUUGAAUAUUGAAAUUUUAAAUAGUGUUACGUCUUUUUCUUUAAUCUAAAUUGUGAAUUUAAAACAUAUUUUUAUUGAGCGUUACGCCUUUGUUGAAAAUGGAGGUACCAGUAGCUUCAGCAGAAGUUCUUCUUAAAAGAUUUCUAUACAUUUCUGAAACAGAAUGUGCUUAUGUGCCAGGAAAUGUGUUUGCUCACCAAUUUAAGAAAAAUCAAGAAACUGUUUAUGAUCUUAUAUUACAACUUCAAAAUGGUGAAAAACAUAUUCUCAUAGAAAAAAUAUUCAAAGAUUAUUUGAAGUCGGGGAAAACGCCUAAUAAUGACAAUGCCAUUUAUGCUCUUGCACUUUGUUGUCGACGAGGUGAUGUUAAAACUAGUACUAUGUGUUAUAAGCUUCUUUCUGAAGUUUGCAGUACAUCAGAAGAUUUGAUGCUUUUUGUGAAAUUCCUAUGCAAUGAUUUUGUGGAGACGAAAAAAGGUUUUGGUAAAGGAACGCGGAAAGCCAUUUCAAGAUGGUAUCUUUCUCAGGAGCCUCUACAGUUGGCCAAAGCCGUGGGAUUUUGUAAAUCAAAACAUGGACGAUCCCAUAAAGACAUUCUUACUAUGGCACACAUAAAAACUGACGACCAAAAUAUCAAUGCUAUUUUGGCAUAUGCUGUAAAUGGAUACCAAAAAGCGAAGGAAAAGGUUGAAUCAGUUGAAGGGAUGUCAGAAGAACCAUAUUUCAAGCUUUUGUCCGAUUUGAACGAUUUCAAAUCAUGUGAUGAUGCAGAAAAAGCCAGCCACUUUAUUGAAGUUUAUCAUUUUCCAGUUACUUUGACGACCAACACAGAUAAUAAAGUCUCGUGAAGUUUGGACGGCAGCGGUAAAUAAUUUUUCUUUGAACGAUGUCUUGUUUUAUAUACAUCGCUUACAAAAUAUGGGAUUUUUGACUGCAUCAAAUAUUAAUUCCAAGAAGAUUUUACCUAAGGUUCUUAGCUAUCUAAGAG